GUUGAAGGCACAAAGUAAUAAUUUGCACGGUAGUCGGUUCUAUAUAUUUCUCUGUCUCUCUCGUGCUUGCUUAUAGAAGCGGCAAAGCGAACUACCAGUCACACAAAGCCUUCACUUUUCUUUCCUUCUCUUUCUACACUCUCUUUCUUCCUAUCAUUCGGUUGAACCUACACGGAAGAGACAUCUGCAACUUUCAAUGAGGGUAAGGAAUUCACAAAAAUUCAUGCUUCAGCUUUCCAGCUUCAACAAGCUGUAAUUGUGGUGCAAUCGAAGUUAAGUAUGUUCAUGUUCAGAGUCUAGCAAAAGGAGCUUGCGGGCAUUCUGGUUUAUCUCUUGGAUUCGAAGCUCAUUGGCUAAUCAAGCUGAAUUUUUUCUGAUUACAGUGAUGAUUCUGUUCAAUCUUUUUUGAAUGUACCCAUUUUUGGGUGACGGGCUUGGUUUAAUUUGGUGCUUUCCUUUUCAACGUCGGUGUUUUCAUUUUCCGUAGAAUAAGGACGUUCACUCUGCAGAGGAGAAAUCUAUGGUUGUAUUGUGCAUGUGUUGCUGGUGUUCCUGUGAUCUCUUACAAAACAAGUGGAUGAAGGCGGGGGGAUCAGGUGAAAAGCUGGAUUUAUAGGAGAAAAGAAGAGAACACAUUUCAGAAAUGCCUCAACGACCAAAGAGGAGGAUACAUUUUAGUAAAUUAUAUUCAUUUUCGUGCAUAAAAUCUCCCUUCAGACAUGAUCAAUCUCAGAUUGGGCAGAGGGGAUACUCAAGGGUCGUAUAUUGCAAUGACCCUGACAACCCAGAAGCUGUUCAGUUGAAUUACUUAGGCAAUUAUGUUUCAACGACCAAGUAUACGGCUUUUAAUUUUAUUCCCAAGUCUUUGUUUGAGCAGUUUAGGAGGGUUGCAAAUAUCUACUUUCUCAUUGUCGCGUGUCUUUCGUUUAGUCCAUUGGCACCUUUUACGGCUUUAAGUAUUGUUGCACCGUUGCUGGUGGUGAUGGGAGCUACUAUGGCCAAGGAAGCUGUGGAAGAUUGGAGGAGAAGAAAACAGGAUAUUGAAGCAAACAACCAAAAGGUUAAUGUGCUCAGUGGAAAUACAUUUGUGGAGACCAGAUGGAAGAAACUCCGGGUGGGUGAUGUCAUCAAAGUGUAUAAGGAUGAAUACUUCCCUGCUGAUCUUCUUUUGCUUUCAUCGAGUUAUGAGGAUGGGGUUUGCUAUGUUGAGACAAUGAAUCUUGAUGGAGAAACCAAUCUAAAACUAAAGCAUGCUUUGGAAGUCACAACUCAUCUUCACGAUGAAAAAUCCCUUGAAAAGUUUAGGGCAGUGAUCAAAUGUGAGGAUCCUAAUGAAAAUCUGUACUCAUUUGUUGGAACCUUGUACUAUGAAGACAAAGAAUAUCCGCUUUCAUUGCAACAGAUUCUUUUAAGGGACUCCAAGCUGAGAAACACUGAAUAUGUAUAUGCUGUUGUUAUCUUUACUGGCCAUGAUACAAAAGUGAUGCAGAAUGCCACUGAACCACCAUCCAAGAGAAGCAAAAUUGAGAGAAAAAUGGAUAAAGUAAUCUACAUCCUCUUUAGCACCUUGGUCUUGAUAUCAUUUAUUGGCUCUGUCUAUUUUGGAAUUGAGACAAAAAGGGAUCUUCAUGAUGGCAAGUACAGAAGAUGGUAUCUUCGUCCAGACAAUACAACAGUGUUUUAUGAUCCUAGAAGGGCAACACUUGCUGCUAUUCUUCAUUUUCUAACUGCCCUUAUGUUGUAUGGAUAUCUAAUUCCCAUCUCACUAUAUGUAUCCAUUGAAAUUGUGAAAGUCUUGCAGAGUGUUUUCAUCAACCAUGAUCGGGAAAUGUAUUAUGAAGAAGCUGAUAGGCCAGCUCAUGCACGCACAUCUAAUUUAAAUGAGGGACUUGGGCAGGUUGAUACUAUAUUGUCUGACAAAACAGGUACUUUGACAUGCAACUCCAUGGAGUUUGUGAAAUGCUCCAUAGCAGGCACUCCAUAUGGUCGUGGUAGGACAGAAGUGGAGAAAGCACUUGCACGGAGGGGGAGAAAUCAGGAACUGGAAGCCGAUGGUUUAUCACCUGAUUUACAGGGCCAGAAUAAUGAUGCUGUGGACUCCAGGCAACCAGUUAAGGGUUUCAACUUUAGAGAUGAACGUAUAAUGAAUGGGAAAUGGGUUAAUGAACCUCAUUCAGACGUCAUACAGAAAUUCUUCAGAGUUUUAGCAAUCUGUCAUACAGCUAUUCCAGAUGUAGAUGAACAAUCUGGAGAAAUUUCCUAUGAAGCAGAGUCACCAGAUGAAGCAGCUUUUGUCAUUGCUGCAAGGGAACUUGGUUUUGAAUUUUUUGAAAGGACACAAACAAGCAUAUCAUUGCAUGAAUUGGACUAUGACAGCGGAGAAAAGGUUGACAGAGUAUACGAGCUUCUGCAUGUCUUAGAGUUCAGCAGUUCCCGCAAAAGAAUGUCAGUGAUUGUAAGGAAUGAAGAAGAUCACCUCUUGCUCCUAUGCAAGGGUGCAGACAGUGUUAUGCUUGAAAGGCUCUCCCAAGAUGGAAGAAAAUUUGAGGCUGAGACUGUAGAUCAUAUCAAAAGAUAUUCUGAGGCAGGUUUAAGAACUCUGGUAAUCGCAUAUCGUGAACUUGGUGAAGAAGAAUAUAAGUUGUGGGAAAGGGAGUUUUUAAAAGCCAAAACUUCUCUAGCUGCAGACCGUGAUGUGUUGGUGGAUGCUGCUGCUGAGAAGAUGGAAAGAGAUUUGAUUCUUCUUGGUGCAACAGCAGUUGAGGACAGACUUCAGAAAGGGGUUCCUGAAUGCAUCGAUAAGCUUGCUCAGGCAGGAAUAAAAUUAUGGGUAUUGACUGGGGACAAGAUGGAAACUGCAGUUAACAUCGGGUAUGCUUGCAGCUUACUUAGGCAAGACAUGAAACAGAUAGUGAUAACUCUGGAUUCACCAGAUAUCCUAUCCUUAGAAAAACAAGGGGACAAGGAGGCUCUUACAAAGGCCUCCCUUGAAAGCAUUAAGAAGCAAAUCAGAGAGGGAAUAUCCCAAAUCAAGCCUGCAAAAGAGAGUUCUAAAGAAACUUAUACUGAAUUCGGCUUGAUAAUUGAUGGGAAGUCCUUGGAUUAUUCUCUUAACAAGAACGUUGAGAAGUCAUUUUUUGAUCUGGCCAUUAGUUGUGCUUCGGUCAUUUGUUGCCGAUCUUCACCCAAACAGAAAGCUCGUGUUACAAGAUUGGUGAAAUUGGGAACUGGGAAGACAACACUAUCAAUAGGUGAUGGUGCAAACGAUGUUGGCAUGCUUCAGGAGGCUGAUAUAGGAGUUGGUAUCAGUGGUGCCGAAGGGAUGCAGGCAGUGAUGGCAAGUGAUUUUGCAGUAGCUCAGUUUCAAUUUCUGGAGCGUUUGUUGUUGGUACACGGCCACUGGUGUUAUAGACGAAUUGCAAUGAUGAUAUGCUACUUUUUCUAUAAGAACAUUGCAUUUGGAUUUACUCUGUUUUGGUAUGAAGCGUACGCUUCUUUCUCUGGACAACCUGCAUACAAUGAUUGGUACAUGUCAUUUUACAAUGUCUUCUUCACUUCACUUCCUGUAAUUGCUCUGGGUGUUUUUGAUCAGGAUGUUUCUGCCCGACUUUGCCUCAAGGUACCCUUUUUAUAUCUUGAGGGAAUAAAGGACAUCCUGUUCAGCUGGCCGCGGAUUCUCGGGUGGAUGUUUAAUGGGGUCAUCACUUCCUUGAUUAUCUUCUUCUUGACCACAAACUCUGUCAUGAUCCAGGCCUUCAGAAGUGAUGGUCAGAUGGUUGGUUGGGAAAUACUAGGGGUCACGAUGUAUACUUGUGUGGUUUGGACUGUGAAUUGCCAAAUGGCACUAUCCAUUAACUACUUCACUUGGAUCCAGCAUUUGUUCAUAUGGGGCAGCAUUGUCUUCUGGUAUUUGUUCUUGCUGGUUUAUGGCUAUCUCCCUCCAGCCAUAUCCACGACAGCUUACAAGGUUCUUGUGGAAGCCUGUGCUCCCAGUGGUCUCUAUUGGCUUGUUACUCUCUUCGUUGUCGCGUGUGCUCUUCUUCCCUACUUCUCGUAUAGGUCUUUCCAGACGCGGUUCCUACCAAUGUACCAUGAUAUUAUUCAGAAAAAACAAGUGGAAGGGUCCGAAACUGAGGCAUCUAAAGAUCGGCCGAAAAGUGUUGAGGGCAAGCUAAGCCAUCUCAGAGAAAGAUUGAAGCGAAGGGACUUGUAAAGUGCAAAUUAUCCAAACCUCUCCUUUCCCUCUUGUGAUAUUUGAACUGGGAAAGGAAGUCUGUACAAGUAGGGUUUGUGUGGCAGCCACCUGUUGUAUAUUAUGUAAAGUUUGUGUCUUUGUAAUUGGAAGAAGUAUAUAAUGAUAAUGAAAUCCUCUGUUUUCUUGUGUCA
Messenger RNA from Neltuma alba, 4386 nucleotides. Its product is annotated as probable phospholipid-transporting ATPase 8. Gene Ontology annotation, cellular component: plasma membrane. Gene Ontology annotation, molecular function: ATPase-coupled intramembrane lipid carrier activity; magnesium ion binding; ATP hydrolysis activity. NCBI's taxonomy places the organism in Eukaryota, Viridiplantae, Streptophyta, Magnoliopsida, Fabales, Fabaceae. The transcript has 11 exons. Bases 644 to 4213 code for a protein of 1189 amino acids. Gene Ontology annotation, biological process: phospholipid translocation. The record is from RefSeq and is a predicted model, not a curated record.